GAUACACAAUACCUUGAAGAAAUGAAUGUCAUCAGAUCUGAGGAGCAGAUUCAACCUAUAAACCAUGCAGAGCAAACUCUCUUUAAAAUGGAGAAAUACUUGAAAGAGAAACAGGUGUGUGAUGUGCUACUCAUUGCCCGACACCUCCAAAUUCCAGCAUAUCGAUUGGUUCUCAGUGCAGUGUCUGAUUAUUUUGCUGCAAUGUUUACUAAUGAUGUGCUUGAAGGCAAACAAGAAGAGGUCAGGAUCAAAGGAGUAUAUCCAUAUUCACUUAAUUCCUUGGUGCAGUAUGCUUACACAGGUGUCCUGAAAUUGAAGGAAGAUACCAUUGAAAAUUUGCUGGCUGCAGCUUGUCUCCUGCAGCUGACUCGGGUCACUGAAGUCUGCACCAAUUUCCUAAUAAAGCAGCUCCACCCUUCAAACUGCUUAGGGAUUGGAUCAUUUGGAGAUGCCCAGGGCUGUACAGAGCUUCUGAAUGUGGCGCAUAAGUAUACUAUGGAACACUUUAUUGAGGUAAUACAGAACCAAGAAUUUCUCUUGCUUCCCGAUGAUGACAUAAAAAAACUUCUGUGCAGUGAUGAUAUCAAUGUGCCGGAUGAAGAAACCAUUUUUCAUGCUCUAAUGCGGUGAGCAGGGCAUGAUGUGCAGACUAGGCAACAAGACCUGGCCAGAUUGCUUUCUUACAUAAGACUGCCAUUACUCCCUCACAGCUUAAAUGCCAUCACCAUUGAUGAUAACCACAAUUUUUACUCUUUCCAUGUUGAGUGUCAGAAGUUCCUGACUGAAGCUCUGUAAUAUCAUCUGUUAUCUGAAAGAAGACGAGUGAUGCAAAGCCCUUGGACAAAGCCUAGAAAAUCAACUGUAGGGGCACUUUAUGCUAUGGGAGGAAUGGAUUCUAUGAGAGCAUUUACAGGUAUCAAGUUUCCUCAGAGCCUUGCUUUCUUGGCAUUCCACAGGAUUUGGUAUGAUCCAAAAAAUGAUUCAUGGUCAACUGUGGCACCUCUGAGUGGUCCUCGAGAUGCUGUUGCUGUGUGCCCUCUGGGAGAAAAGCUAUAUGUGGUUGGAGGAUAUGAUAGAUAUACUUAUUUGAACACUGUUGAGUCAUAUGAUGCACAGAAAAAUGAAUGGAAAGAGGAAGUUCCUGUUAACUUUGGAAGAGCUGGUGCAUGUGUUGUGGUUGUAAAGCUACCUUAA
Molecule: messenger RNA, 1194 nt
Organism: Nycticebus coucang (slow loris)
Lineage: Eukaryota; Metazoa; Chordata; Mammalia; Primates; Lorisidae
Gene: KLHL4
Product: kelch like family member 4
Exons: 10
Molecular function (GO): protein binding
Source: RefSeq, a predicted model, not a curated record